GACACUACAGCUUGUUGUAGUCAGGCAGACCUGGGAGCUUCUGGAGGGCCGAUACAACGGAUUUUCAUCUUCCAGAAGGAAAAUCUGGAUUCAGUUAAACAAGCCGGGUAGCUCACAGCUGAAAUAUUCUCCUUCGUCUUUGGGUUUAUUGCUGUGUAAAGUCCUACUUGGUGUCAGUAUUGAGCCGAGAGGGGCUAACUUGUAGCUGCCUCAGAGCUGUAUGUGCGGUAACAACAUGUCAACUCCUCUACCUGCCAUAGUGCCUGCUGUCCGGAAAGCAACCGCGGCGGUCAUUUUUCUGCAUGGCCUUGGUGAUACCGGGCAUGGCUGGGCAGAGGAAUUCGCGGGCAUCAGAACACCUCAUGUGAAAUAUAUAUUUCCUCAUGCUCCCACCAUGCCAGUUUCUCUGAACAUGAGGAUGUCCAUGCCUUCCUGGUUUGAUAUCUACUCUCUGAGCCCAGAUGCAGAAGAGGACGAGGCUGGCAUCAAGAGCGCUUCAAAGAACAUUAAAGCUUUGAUAGAUCAAGAAGUGAAGAAUGGGAUUCCCUCACACAGAAUUAUCCUGGGGGGGUUUUCUCAGGGUGGAGCUUUAUCUCUCUACACGGCUCUGACAUCUCAGCAGAAGCUCGCCGGUGUGGUCGCUCUGAGCUGUUGGCUUCCCCUCCGUAAAUCCUUCCCUGAGGCGGCAGCCAACAGUGCUAACAAGGACAUGCAUGUCCUACAAUGCCACGGGGAAGCUGACAACUUGGUCCCGUUUAUGUUUGGUGUCCAGACGGCAGAGAAGAUGAAAAGCCUCAUCAACCCGUCCAACAUCACCUUUAAAUCGUACCGGGGCCUACCUCACAGUGUGCGCCCAGAGGAAUUGAUUGACGUCAAGCAGUUCAUAGAGAAGCAGCUUCCUGACAUCAGCGAUGAGUGAAGAAAGAGUGCCCCCCCCACUCACCUACUCGGUACUGUUCGAGUCUGAAUCUGUGAGAUUCGCUGGACUUUACAACCAUGGACCUGACAGUAAAUCUGCUGCUACUCCAUAGACCAUGUGGCCCUGGCAGUUCCUGUUAGUCUGCAACAGGAGGCAAUGCUGCAAACGCACUGGAGCCACAGACUCAACCCUGUGCAACAGUAGAGGGACGCUAGGAGCUUGAUUGCAAAGCAUGUUGCCACUGAGACUUUUUUUGUAGGAACCAUAUGUAUUAAAAUAACUAGGGCUAAACUUUUGAGUUAAAUACUCAAACCUCUUACAAUAAAUUAUGUAUUGUAAAAAGCUGUUGUAUUUCAAAUAUGUUUUUUAUUAGUAGCAUAUUUAAUGAUCUGAGUAUUAUUAGUAAAACUGCCUUGUUUCUAGAGAUGCACUGACCAGGCAUUUCCUGGGUGAUAUCAAUUCUCCUCAAGGUCUUACAUUUGUAUUUCAUUUUUUUAUUUCAUUUAAGUUAGUUUGGUCUCUUUGGACUUUAAAGUCUAAUCCAUAAGUUUACAAAAUGGUUGAGGGAGGAGGUUUGAGAGGGUAAUUAGCAUGCUUUAAUCUGUGGGUUCAUGGUACUAAUGACAUACCAUAUUGGGGUAGGUUAGAGGGUAGAAUGUUGUCCUUGUAAUCUGAAAAGUCUGGGAUGAUUCCAGUUCAUUUCUGCCAGAGGUUCCCGGCCGAACCCUGCAUACGGGUGCGCGAUUGUGAGGCGAUUGGUUCUUGUUUUAAGUGAACAGUGCGACAAAAAAAAGUCUUCAGUAAAUUCCAUUUAUUUACCACUUCUGUCCAAGUUUUAACCUUCCGACUAAAACUUUCACUCUAAGAGGAUACUUGCCACCCAUUCUAGAAGAGGAAAUGGAAAUAUCCAUUUAUAAAACAAAGUGAAGAAUUGUGUCCUUUAUGCUUAACUCAUCCCUGAGGGAGCCUUGGGCAGCUGCACUUAUUAACACACAGGGACCAUUGUGAGGUUUAAAGUAUUGCCCAGGGAUCCAGAAUGACAUUCUGAGGUCUGAGAGACAGACACUCCGCUCUAUAAACACUAAACCACCACUUAGAUUCUAGAACGGCUUACUGCCAUGUGAGCUAGAUUGACCUACUUGGCCAGAUUGACAAGAUCUGCAUUUUAAAAGCUAAAAACAUUCCACCAACUGUUAAGCAUGGUGGUGGCAGAAUCAUACUGUGGGGACUACUCAAAGUCCAUCAGUGUCUCAAAUCAACAGUUGGAGGACUGAAAGCUGAACAGUGUGAAUUAUUCCAAACACAUCCUAAUUAUUGUUCGUUCAUUUAUCAUAAAUUAUUCAGUUUAUCAUCCAAACUACUUUUGAAAGAGAAUAAGCAGGCCAACAUUAGGUUUCUGGACCUUAACCCUAUAGUAAAAAAUUCAAUUAUAGAUAAUGUCUGAGCCGGUGCUUGACAAAGUGUAAUCAGCUAGGCAGAUUCUGCCAUGAAAAGAGGUAAAAUAAGACAGAAUGAGACUAGAAGCUUGUUGGUGGCUACACACUCCAUGUAGUCAAGGUAAAACCUGAUUAAACAAAAUUGAAUCAAAAGGGUAAGAAGGUGUAUCUCAAAUCCAAGCCAGCUGUCCUGAAAAAAAAA
This is a messenger RNA of Cyprinodon variegatus (sheepshead minnow), 2557 nucleotides long. RefSeq names its product lysophospholipase I (gene lypla1). The record is from RefSeq and is a predicted model, not a curated record. Gene Ontology annotation, biological process: protein depalmitoylation. Lineage: Eukaryota; Metazoa; Chordata; Actinopteri; Cyprinodontiformes; Cyprinodontidae. The transcript has 9 exons. Gene Ontology annotation, molecular function: palmitoyl-(protein) hydrolase activity; carboxylic ester hydrolase activity. The coding region runs from base 221 to 919 and encodes 232 amino acids. Gene Ontology annotation, cellular component: cytoplasm.